Molecule: messenger RNA, 1239 nt
Organism: Armigeres subalbatus
Lineage: Eukaryota; Metazoa; Arthropoda; Insecta; Diptera; Culicidae
Product: putative nuclease HARBI1
Source: RefSeq, a predicted model, not a curated record
AGGAACUGCAUUAUAGAAUCUUUUGGGAACUCCUUCGGAAAUUCGGAUAUGGUUUUCUACAGAGUCCUAUAGUAUACCACUACCGAAGUAAUUUUGACAACUAACACGUAAUAAAAAAAAGUAGGCGAUCUGUACUGUUCAUUCACUUCUUCACGGCAAUUUUUCAACAUGUCAUCCAGAAGUUUCAUGAUGAACGUGACAAUUGCUGCCUCAACAAUUGUACUUCUAAAAAAGCUGCAGCAAGUGAAGCGGCGAAGGCGGGAUGCGAAAUUCCGGGUACAUCCGUUUUUCAUUGAAAGGAACAUGAAAGGUAGAUUUGCGACAGACUUUGAAGACAUGGCCAGAGGAGAGAAAUUUUUCGUAGAAAAUUUCCACAUGUCAAAAAAAUUUUGAACAUCUUUUAGUUUAAGAAAAGAUCUUGUUCCGAAGCGCAACACACGUCCCAAGGAUGCAAUAACUGCAAAGUUGAAGUUAGCCUUAGUAAUAGAAUAUUUGGCUUCAGGUGAUUUGCAGAGGCAUCUUGCAUCAUGUUACAGAGUAAGCAAACAACACAUGGGAGCUAUAGUAGAUAGUGUAUGUAACGCUAUUUGUCAUGCCCUAUGCCCAACAAUGAAAGAACUAAAUGCGGAAAAUUUUCUUAACGUGGCGAAUGGCUUCAACAAACGAUGGAAUUUUCCAAAUUGCAUUGGAGCCAUCGAUGGUAAACACGUAGCGAUAAAAGCUCCAGCCAACGCUGGCAGUGGUUUCUAUAACUAUAAGGGGUUUCAUUCGUUGGUUUUGUUGGCUGUAUGCGAUGCAACAUAUAGGUUUACCUACGUCGAUGUUGGAGCAUACGGAAGUGAAGGAGACUGUAAUAUAUUCAGGAAUUCGCAAUUUGGGAGAAAUGUCCUAAAUGAUCGAUUCCCCUUCCCGGCCAAUGCAAUGUUAAAUGGAGUAUCAUUGCCGUUCUUUUUUGUAGCGGAUGAUGCAUUUCCGCUUUGCAAAAGAAUUAUGAAACCUUUCAACAAUAAGAACAUGCCUACCGAGGAGGUGAUUUACAAUUAUCGUCUUAGUCGAGCAAGGCGGUGCAUAGAAAACGCGUUCGGACUGCUUUGCACGAAAUGGGCAUGCCUGAAGAAGACUUUAUAUUGUGGCCCCGAUAGAGCUCAGAAGAUUAUGGCAGCAUGUUGCAUGCUGCAUAACUUUUUGAGGAAAAUCGGUUGUGUACUGCCCACCUGGUUAUAUGGACAAGCUCGAUGA